Molecule: messenger RNA, 1234 nt
Organism: Asparagus officinalis (garden asparagus)
Lineage: Eukaryota; Viridiplantae; Streptophyta; Magnoliopsida; Asparagales; Asparagaceae
Product: zinc finger protein 7-like
Exons: 2
Coding region: 457-1008 (183 amino acids)
Biological process (GO): negative regulation of abscisic acid-activated signaling pathway
Source: RefSeq, a predicted model, not a curated record
AUGUUUACGAUGAUCCAAAUCCAAUAGUAUAUUAUAAUAUAAUGUGGUAGCCUAUCCUAUAAAAUAUUUCAGAUAUCGCAGUAGGAAGGUAUCUAGGCUAUACAUAUAUCAUUUCUUUUUACAGGUAGAGAUAGAAGAAAGAGUAUCUCGGUUAUUAAAGUGGCCUCUUUUCGCAGCAUCCUUUUUUCUUAAUUCUCUAUCCCCAUACCCUUUUCCUGCCACUACUGACCUCUUUCACAACCUCUGCUUUCCAUAAUUAAACAUCACCGCAAAGCACCAGCUCUGGUAUCUAUCCUCCCCCCUCUCACUUGUAGUAGGGGGUGGAAAAAGAAAUCAAAAACUCGUGAGAUAUUUUCCUUAUAAAGCAGUGCUGAAGGUGGUUGCGGGGCUCUAGUUGCUGAAGGAGACAACAGUCACACAAAAUCCUUUCAUCGCUUCAAAUUUCUCGUCUAAGCAAUGGACACCGUGACGCAAAAUCCUGAGAUAUCCUCUGAAGACCCUUCAGAAAUCAGCAGCCAAGUUGCCUCAAACCAACAAGAAUCCUUCCCUCAUUCCAAUGACUCUUCAUCAAUUUCCCUCAACCUUUCCCUCUCAAUGACAGCCAAUCUCUCAUCAACAAUCACAAGCGAGAGCAGCAGCGAUCCAGUACCACCAAGAGUCUUUGCUUGCAACUACUGCCACCGUAAGUUCUUUAGCUCACAAGCACUCGGUGGCCACCAAAAUGCACAUAAGAGAGAACGAACACUAGCGAAAAGAGCAUUGAGAAUGGAUCCCUAUCCUUACUCUUAUCAUAGUAUUGCAUCCUUAGGGAUCAAAGCUCACUCAUCAUUAAUGUAUCGAGCUGGUGAAGCGGCAGAGGGUUCAAUGAUUAGUCGAGGGUUGCUGGGACCCAUGCCUGAAUUUGUGGAGGAUGAUGUGGAUGGUUUAUAUUGGCCAAGAAGCUUUAGACCAAUUGCUAUGAGUUCAGUUCAGGUGGUUGAUGAACCUGAUCUCACACUUAGACUUUGAGAGGUAAGUUUGGCUUGCUUAUUUGGUUGGAUAUAUUCAUGAUUCUUGCGGUUGUUUUCAUGAAUUAACGCUUUGUUUGUUGUAUAUUUGCAAAGUUUUGGGUUUGUUAGUGCUCCUAUUUCUCUUUUUAACUCUUUUUUCUAAAGUAGAGUGUUCUAUGUUAUUAUAGCCUCAUGUUGGAACUGUAUUAAGUUUGCUUGUGGUAAUGGGUACUGUUGUUGUUUUA